AUGGAGGAGGAGGAGGAUGUGCUGAUGCAGGGGGAAGAAGAAGAGGAGGGGGAGGACCAGGCCAUAGGAAUGGAGCACGUGGUCAUGGACAAGAAAGCGGAAGAGGAUGACUUGGAUGAGGAGGAGGAGGAGGAGGAGGGCAAGGCCAAGUCCUCCUCCACCUCCAUGGCCAGGUCCCCCUUGCCCAGAUGCGAACUAACUGAGGAGCUGCCCCAGGACUCUGGGCCCAGCUCUGUCCUCUCCAGCUCCAUGGACCUGGAGUUGUGGCUGGGGCAGCAGCCACUGAGUGGGGGGCACCUGUUGUUUCAGGGGCCGGUGAGCUUUGAGGAGGUGGCUGUGUAUUUCACCGCGGGGCAGGGGGCUCUGCUGGACCCCGCUCAGAGAGCCCUCUACAGAGACGUCAUGCAGGAGAACUAUGAGAACGUGACCUCGCUGGGUGCUGGGAUGGUGAGUGAGGAGAAGAAGCAGAAUCCUCAGCAGGAAGAUUCUGAGCAAGUGGCACCACAUGGGGGAUUAUCGCACGGCUCCAGAGGGAAUGUGUCCCGGCAUCAUGUGCAGGGCAAAGCCUCCCAGCCGAGAAUACCCACAGGAGAGAGAAAAAACACAUGCACUGAGUGUGGAAAACAUUUCACUAACCACUCAGCCCUUUUAAAACAUCAGAGAAUCCACACAGGAGAGAGACCCCAUGAAUGCAGUGAGUGCGAGAAAACCUUCACUCUGAGCUCUACCCUUAGUAACCAUCAGAGGAUCCACACAGGAGAGAAACCCUACAAAUGCUGUGAGUGCGGGAAAAGCUUCACUGUCAACUCAGACCUUAUUGGACAUCAGAAUAUCCACAAGGGAAAGAUACCUCAUCAGUGCUCUGAGUGUGGAAAAACGUUCACACAGAGUUCAGCUCUUAUUACACAUCAGAGGAUCCACACUGGAGUGAGACCCUAUGAGUGCCAUGAAUGCGGGGAAAAAUUCAAUGUCAAGACAGCCCUCAAUACACAUCAGAGGAUCCACAUGGGAGAGCACCCCUAUGAGUGCUGUGAGUGUGGGAAACUGUUCUGUCAGAAAUCAACCCUAAUUACACAUCAGGCAAGGCAUACAGGAGAGAGACCCUAUCAGUGCUGUGAGAGCGGGAAGGGCUUCAGUGUGAGCUCGGACCUCAUUGUACAUCAGAGAAUUCACAUGGGAGAGAGACCUUAUAGAUGCUGUGAGUGCGGGAAAAGUUUCACCCGGGGCCCACCCCUUACAAGACAUCAGGGUGUUCACAGGACAGCGACGCAGCGUAGCAACGUUGUGUAG
Emys orbicularis (European pond turtle) is the source of this 1290-nucleotide messenger RNA. RefSeq names its product zinc finger protein 154-like. Lineage: Eukaryota; Metazoa; Chordata; Testudines; Emydidae. Gene Ontology annotation, biological process: regulation of transcription by RNA polymerase II. The record is from RefSeq and is a predicted model, not a curated record. Bases 1 to 1290 code for a protein of 429 amino acids. The transcript is spliced from 5 exons. Gene Ontology annotation, molecular function: RNA polymerase II cis-regulatory region sequence-specific DNA binding; DNA-binding transcription factor activity, RNA polymerase II-specific. Gene Ontology annotation, cellular component: chromatin; transcription regulator complex; PcG protein complex.